AUGUCGAAGAAAGCUCUUCGAUUGCAAGCAAGAAAUAUUGUUAUUUUUUUUUUUGUUUAUUAAAGAAUACUUGAUGAACAAGGUGCAGACAAAUCGUCGAUAUUGAGCCAUAUGCAAGCGUUGAGGAAUGUUUCAAGGGUUACCAUAAGACGAAUUGUUGCUGAAGGCAGAUCUUACAGAGGCAUAUUUAGUACGCCCGAUAAAAAGAGUAAAGGUGGCAAAAAAAAUAUUCUUGGAUAAUUUUGAUUUAGAAUUGAUCAGAAACAAGAUAAAUGAGUUUUACACUGUACGAAAAGAAAUACCCACUGUUACUGAACAAUUAAACAAACCACCUAUACAAGUCGACUGUAUUGCUAUUAUAAAAGAAUGGCUUCAAUCAAAUAAUAUCCCUUAAGACGAUAGUUGGCAUAA
This is a messenger RNA of Galleria mellonella (greater wax moth), 411 nucleotides long. RefSeq lists its product as uncharacterized. Lineage: Eukaryota; Metazoa; Arthropoda; Insecta; Lepidoptera; Pyralidae. The record is from RefSeq and is a predicted model, not a curated record.